Molecule: messenger RNA, 576 nt
Organism: Juglans microcarpa x Juglans regia
Lineage: Eukaryota; Viridiplantae; Streptophyta; Magnoliopsida; Fagales; Juglandaceae
Exons: 2
Coding region: 317-532 (71 amino acids)
Source: RefSeq, a predicted model, not a curated record
GAGGGGUAAAGGGCUUCACGUGUAAGGAGUAAGGAGGUCUGUUUGGGAGCGUGCGCCAUGUGCUUGUGUACAGUCGGCAACCUUUUUCCAUGAUGAGAUAAGAGAUUAAAAAAGUAGUGAUGUUCCUCUCAUCUAAAAGCUCAUCUCACGGAUCUUGCCUCUCUCUCUCUCUCCUGCCUAUCCCAUCUUUCUCUAUAUAUCUUUCUCUAUAUAUAAAACACCCUUAGCUGUUACAGGGCCUAGAUAAUUCAGUCGUCGAGAUUUUCUAGGCUUGCAAGAUACACGCGCCUCUUCCUUCCCAGAAACACCCAAUACAAUGGCUUCUUGGAAAAAAACCAUCACAACCCCAUUCAAAAAAGCCUGCACUUUCUUCAACCAGCAGCCGAGGGAUCAAAAGAAGCCACAACCAGAGAAUGAGAAUCGUGCGUUGGAUUUGCAUGGUGAAGUGAUGGCAUGCGCUUAUGAAGAUGUUCAGGUGAUGUGGUCAAUUCUGGACAAGUCCAAGUCCACAUCCUGCAAUAUUACUUCUUGAUAUAUCAACCCAAAGCCUCCACCCCCAAAGGAAAUUAAAAACCA